AAGAGAGAUAUAUGGUUCUUGAUAACUUCAACAUCAAGAAGAUAUAUAGUUCCUCAAACAUCUGAACAACAAUGUGCUUGCUGUGUCAGCCGACUAGUGUCAAUCUACCUAUCUCCUUCAUAUAGCCGGCAAUCAUCCUCUGGUGUCUAUGACUCAUUAUAUUCCCAACAACGAUAA
This is a messenger RNA of Racocetra persica, 177 nucleotides long. The record is from the annotation of a GenBank genome assembly. Lineage: Eukaryota; Fungi; Glomeromycota; Glomeromycetes; Diversisporales; Gigasporaceae.